AUGGCCACCCCCCGGCGAUGGAGUCCCAUGCUCAUCUUCACCACCUUCGUGCUGGCCCUGUCGGCCUUCAACUACGGCUUCAGCGACCAGGCGUUCUCGUCAUGCCAGGCCAUGGACGCCUUCACCCACCAGUUCGGGUCCUACAACGCCAAGAAGAAGGAGUAUAAGCUGCUCCCGCUGGACACCUCGCUGUACAACAGCAUCAAGGCGGGCACGCAGAUCAUCGGGGUGUUCCUCGGUGGCUACAUCAGCAACACCUACGGACGACGGUGGUGCAUCUUCUCCAUGAACCUGUAUGCCCUGGGCAGUGCCUCGGUGGUCGUCAGCUCCACCACCAUCGGCCAGCUGCUGGCGGGUCGAGCGUUGCACUAUAUCUACCUAGGAAUGACCAUGGCCGUGAUCCCGACCGCACUGGCGGAACUGGCCCCGGGCCGAAUCCGUGGUGCGAUGGGGGUGCUAUACUGGCUGAGCAUCAAGAUCGGCGGACUGGUGGUCACGGGCAUCGCGCGAGGCACAUCGGGCAUCACCAACAACUCGGCGUGGCAGAUCCCCUUCGGGCUGAUUCUCAUCGUGCCAUGCAUCGUCCUGAGUCUGGUCUGGUUCACCCCGGAAUCGCCACGCUGGCUGCUCCUGCGUGACCGACAGGAGGACGCCUUGACCUCCCUGACCCGGCUGCGACCGGAAAGCGCCUCCCUCCAAGACAUCCAGAAUGACUUCGAGGAACUGUCCCAGAAGGUGGCCGCGCAGAUGCAGAAGAGGCGCUUCAAGGACCUGUUCACCCCGACCAACCGGAUGCGGACGUUUGUGGUGGUCGCGGCCAACUUCUUCCAGCAGGCGUCGGGACAGGCGUUUGCCUCGCAGUAUGGCACCGUGUUCGUCAAGGAGCUGAAGUCGGUGAACGCGUUCAGCAUCACGCUGGGGACGAACGCCGUGGAUAUCUUUGCUCUGCUCAUAUCGACGGGCCUGAGUGAUGUCGUGGGACGGAGGAUGCUGUUCCACACGAGUGCCUUCCUCGAGACCACCUCGCUGCUGACGAUGGGCGGGCUGGGAACCGCCGACUCCUCGAACAAGGGGGCCAAGGAAGGCAUUGUGGCCAUGCUGCUGCUCUACAGCUUCGGCUGGUCUCUGGCCUGGGCUCCCCUCGUGUACGUGCUGGGAGCCGAGCUUCCGUCGGCACCGCUGCGAGAGAUGACCCUGCAGAUUGCGUACACGGUCAAGCUGCUGACAGAAUUCGCGGUCACCUUCUCGUACCCGUAUCUUGAAACGGCCGACACCCCGGGCCAUGUCGAUAUUGGGGGUAAGCUCGGGUUCAUCUACGGCUCGUUGGCGGCCGUGUCGUUCGUCUUCGGGUGGUUCUUCAUCCCCGAGACGCAGCGGAUGGAGCUGGAGGACCUCGACCGGAAGUUCGCCUCGUCGUCGGAUGAGGAUGAACCGACCAAGGUGGUGUAUCGUCUUGAUGCGGAAAAACGCGCGCAGACUGAGCAGUAG
Aspergillus heteromorphus CBS 117.55 is the source of this 1488-nucleotide messenger RNA. Its product is annotated as sugar transport protein. The coding region runs from base 1 to 1488 and encodes 495 amino acids. Lineage: Eukaryota; Fungi; Ascomycota; Eurotiomycetes; Eurotiales; Aspergillaceae. The record is from RefSeq and is a predicted model, not a curated record. Gene Ontology annotation, cellular component: membrane. Gene Ontology annotation, biological process: carbohydrate transport; transmembrane transport. Gene Ontology annotation, molecular function: carbohydrate:proton symporter activity. The transcript has 5 exons.